AUGACAGCUGGAUUGGCGAUGACAAGAUGCAUUCCGAUUGGUUGGGGUCUUGCCUAUCAAUUUCAUGGUUUAUGCCGAAAAGUGUCACCACAAUUUUGCAUGAAUGUUCACGCAAUCACCGCUCACUGUGUUGCCUAUGUUUAUUCAUUGCUACCGCUGUCGUUUUGGUACCGUCACUAUGUUCUCAUCAAAAAAGCUCCAUCACCACUGAAAAUCGCCUUCAUUUGUUUCAUCUUUUAUAUACCAGCUUUUAUUUCAAUGGUAAUGUUCGCCUCAUCGACAAGUGAUCCAGUCAUUGUUAGAAGGAUGUUGAUCGAACACCGAAACAUCUCCCUUUUCCCUGAUGAUCCGAAAGUUGCUGCCCUCAUCGGUUAUGAGAGUAUUUUUCAGAAAACAACCCUGGCCAUUAUCAUUUGGAUCUGUUUGCCAAUCUUUCCUGGCUAUACAGCAGCGAUCACCUAUCGUACUCGAAUCAUGUACAUUUUAAGAGCAAAUCCGAUGAGUAAUAAGACAAAAGAUGCACAAAAGAAGCUGGUGAAGGCUUUAACCAUUCAAGCGAUUAUCCCGCUCUUCAUGAUGAGCCAGGCCUCAAUCUACAUUUGGAGACAAUUUCAAUUACCG
This is a messenger RNA of Mesorhabditis belari, 621 nucleotides long. The record is from the annotation of a GenBank genome assembly. Lineage: Eukaryota; Metazoa; Nematoda; Chromadorea; Rhabditida; Rhabditidae.